Messenger RNA from Corticium candelabrum, 8721 nucleotides. Its product is annotated as leucine-rich repeat serine/threonine-protein kinase 1-like. The transcript has 12 exons. Bases 34 to 8604 code for a protein of 2856 amino acids. Gene Ontology annotation, biological process: protein phosphorylation. Gene Ontology annotation, molecular function: ATP binding; protein binding; protein kinase activity. Lineage: Eukaryota; Metazoa; Porifera; Homoscleromorpha; Homosclerophorida; Plakinidae. The record is from RefSeq and is a predicted model, not a curated record.
ACUUCACGUGCUUAUCAGUCACACCUCAUCCCAAUGGCCUCAGACGAGUCACCAGAGUCUCUCUUUCCCGUCCAGCGUCGCAAAGGAAUUUUCGAUUACGUCGAAAAGAGAGACGUGGUCGGUCUGCGACGCGAACUGGCGGGACUUCGCAGCUUUUCGAGAGCUCGGUUGCUUGCCGAGCGACGAAACGGAAAGACGGCGUUACACAGAGCAGCGGAAAUGGACAGUGUCGAAGUUUUAGAGGCGCUUAUUGAAGCAGGAGGAGACUGUAAUGCUGUGUCUGGCGCUGAACAUGGUUCACAGACUGCUUUGCAUUUUGCUGUUGCACACGGUUCCCAGCAGUGUGUGAUAGACCUCCUGAAGUACGGAGCAGAUUUUAAUGCUUGCAACUCAAAAGGAGAGACUCCUGAAAACGUUGCCACUAGAUCUGGUCAAGUUAAGUGUUACAAGGCAAUACGCAGUUGUAAGCAGCGACUGGAGGAGAACACGAAGGUGGCUAAGACACUGUCAGAUAGAUUUUCUCGAGCAAAGUGUGUCGAUGAUUUUAGAAAAUUGUUUCAUGAGUUUAGAGAAAGCCAAGUUCGUGACUUGGUCAGGAAAGACUCCUCGCUGCUCAUACGCGCAUGUCAACAAGGAAUGGUCCCUGAAGUAAAAUGGCUAAUUGAGAAACGGUUCUUGCCAUUUCCAAACAAGGAGGAUGAAGACUCCGCUUUGCUUGCCGUUUGUCACAAUUCAGGCAAUGAUGAGCAGCAACUUGUUAUUGUCCAGAUGUUGUUAGAAGCUCAUCCCACAUUAUUGGAUUUGGAACAUGCGGGAGCGAACAGAAAUAAGGCAUUGUGUUAUGCAGUGGCUGCUGGUAACUGUAAAGUUGUCUGUUUCUUGCUGGAAUGCUACAAAGCUAUUGGACGACGUUUUAAUGGUGACACAUUAGUCUCAAGUAAGGUCAACGACAUCGCAACAUUAUAUGUGAAACAGUGUGCUGUGGAACACCUUGACAUUGAUGAUGUCAUUUUGCCAGAUAUUGCAGAAGACUCUGUGCUUCAUGUUGCAUGCCAGUUACGUGAUACGUUGCAGAAACAGCUUGCUAUUGUACAAAUGCUGGUCAAAGAUUAUCCCAAGCUGCUCGUUUCUAAAGCACAAGAUGGUAGCAUGCCACUCCAUGAUGCGGCUGCUACAGGUAAUGACAAAAUAGUUCGUUUUUUGCUUCAAUGUUAUACAGCAAUAUGGCUGAGUUGCAACGGUCUUGAUUGUGUUAGCAUCAAAAGUGACAUUAUUGCUGUUGACCGAGUUGAUUAUGAUCCACAGCUGCUUGAUAUCAAUGAACAAAGAUUUUCUGGGCAUACUGCACUUCAUUUGGCUGUAUUGAACCAACAUGAGAAUGUGGUGCGAACAAUGUUGGAUUUUUCAAGAGAAAUAUCGAGAAUUCUUGAACAGGAAAUGAGCAAUGAACUGAGAACAGGAAUCUCUAACCAUUUGAUGAUCGAUUUUACUGUAGUUGAUGGCACAGAAAGAACUGUGUUGAUGCAAGCUGCAGAGGAGAACAGACAUCUCAUUCUUGAUCUUAUCUUUGAUAAGUCUUCGUACUUUAGAGAGACAGUGUGUAACGUAUGCAGUGACCCUGCUAUCUCUCACAACACAGUGCGUGGCCUUCUAACUGCUGCCGUAGAGCAUGGCUACAUGGAAACAACGAAAGUUUUGCUAAAACACAACCAGUGUGCUGACAUGACCGAAGCUUUAGCUGCAGCUUUCAAGUACAAACGAGAAGACAUAGUUGCUUUGCUUCUCUUCAGGUUAGUUGGCGAUUGUUGUGAUUUAGAAACCGCCGAGCCAAAUGAGAUUAACUGGCAAGGACGGAACCUUCCACAUAUCACACGCCAGUGGCUCAUCCAAGCGGCUGAGCAGCUUCGUGACAUGCAAGGAAUUACACCACCAGUCGGAGUGGAUGUCACUCUAGCAUCCCUUUCUUGUGUCACUUAUCUUGAUUUGUCUCAAAAUCAACUGACUACGGUUCCGGUUGAAAUCUUUUUUAUGACAGAGAUGACUACGCUGAGCCUUGCAAACAACAAGUUGACGUACCUUUAUGAUACGAAAGCCAUCUUAUCAUGCAGUCAUUUAUCGAAAGAAGAAGAUCCGUGGAUCACGGCUGGUGCCUCAAGGAAGGGAAUCCUUCCGUGUCAGAAGCUCUCCAAACUUAUUGUCAGUAAGAAUAAGCUAACCGAUUUACCAAGAGAGCUCUUUGAGCUUCCUAAUCUCCAAACGUUGUUUGCAUCAGCAAACAUGAUCGCCAAACUUCCUGAUAACGUUUGGUCAUCACACUCAUUGAGUGAACUUAAUCUAAUGAAAAAUAGCAUAACACGCCUGCCAGGUCCAUGCGGAGAUUACAUGACAAGCAUGAUGCCGACGACUCCUCCAACUCCUUCAAAUUUGCAUUUACGAGUGAGUGAGUUAGCUAAGAGCAAGGGUAUUAGAAAAGCGAGGUCAUUGACAGAUCUUGGUAACAAGAGCUGCAAUGAAAGGGAAAACAAGACACUUCGAUAUGUCAAAUCUGACAUGUUGAGGAAAACGGGUACAAGCAGUUCGAAUAUACAAAGCAACGGCAGUGACACAAGAUCAACUGUGUCACCAUCAUCAAGCAUUGAUGAGAGCGAUGAGAUUGCAGAGGAUGUGCUGCCUCCUGAUAUCUUCACAUCCACUUCAGGAUCUGGUGGUAGACAGGGGUCGUACCAAUUGCAAGCAAAACAGAAACAGUUGUUGCAAACACUUCCGGCGAAGAGUCUGGCGUCUCACCAUUUUUUGUCAACAGGAAGCGGAACACCGACGUUGGUUGUUGGUGACACAGUCCCAUCACAUGAACACGAUUCUGAUCCAUCACUGAAACAUCGGACACCUACUGUUGGAGCUUACAAUUACACGGUGAGUGAAAGCAUAGAUGAGACAGAUGCAGAUGGUGAACACGGUACGCACUGUAAAUCGUCAUCACUCACUGUCUUGAAUGUGUCUCACAACAAGCUAAUGAGUUUGCCUCUUGGUUUUCCGUGUCUUGCUCCAAACCUCAAGAGACUCAACAUUUCGUUCAACAAAUUUGAAGCAAUAGAUCCAGUUGCCAUGCUGCCCCAGUCAAUUGAAAAUUUGAAUGCAAAGUCAAAUUUUAUCCAAACGACACUAUGUGAGAGACGUACAACACCUACUUGCCUUGUCGAUGACAAAAUACCAUCUGGAGGCAGUUCCCAAUGUCGACAUCAGCGUCACGAUGUGCUGAUAAAUCUAGGUUUCUUACAGCUGAGAAACAAUCAGCUGUGUGACAUGGAACUAGUUCAAGUGAAGGAGGACAAAGACAGAGAUGGGACUGAAAACCGCAUGGUCAUCGCACUCUAUCCACAUCUACAUACUCUAGAACUCUGCAACAACAAACUCGUUGCUUUUCCACGUCACAUUUGUUAUCUGAAGGAGCUGAGAGUGCUGAAGGUGUCAGACAAUGCGAACAUUAAGAAGCUAUCACCUGAUCUCAUCUGUUUAAAUGAGCUCUUGACAUUGAGUCUGGAUGGACUUGAUCUUGUUGAUCUCCCACAAAGUGAGAUGAACAAAGGAGCAAAACGAAUCAUUAAUUUUCUUCGUCACCGUCAAGUCGGAGCACAACUCUAUCGCAGAAUGAAGCUAAUGGUUGUUGGAUUGGCAAAGAAAGGCAAGUCGACUCUCGUUCAUCGACUUGUCAACUAUGACAGUUUUAAGAGAAUCUUUCUCACAGACAGCAGACUGCGGGAGAAGACGACUACAGCAACUGUCGGCAUUGAGAUCAGUGAGAUUGUACUGAAACCGGGAAAAGGUUUAUACAGCAAAGAAGAUCCAAUAACAUUCGGGAUUUGGGAUUUUGCUGGCCACGAGGAAUACUAUGCCACACACCAGUGUUUCCUCACACAUCGGUCUAUUUAUCUUGUGCUGUGGAACUUGGCGGAUGGGGAGGAAGGCAUUGAGAGCUUAGCAUCUUGGCUGGCAAACAUUCAAGCGUGUGCGCCUGGAUCACCAGUGCUAAUUGUUGGUACACAUUUAGAUGUAAUAGAACGACGAUCUGAUGCUAGUGUGCACCUUCAAAUGCUGAUUGGUGAGCUGAGACGUCGAUACAAGUCUCCGAGUCGUAAUAGUUUCUCAAGUGUUGUUGGUCACAUUGAGGUGUCUCUGGUGAACAAGCUGAAAAACAUCAAAGUUUUGCGAACGAAGCUUUUUGAAAUUGCUUGUGAAAUGAGAGACGCUCGUGGAAGUUACUCGGAACGAACCAGUGGGAAGCCAAUGUUGCAGCAGAUGGUUCCAUCAAGCUACUUGUGGCUUGAAAAAACAGUGACAAAAUUGAAGUGUGAAUGGGACAAGAGUGGUAGACCUCCUGUUAUUAGCAACAAACAGUUUUUAGACCUUCUGAAAGACAAGAUUGAAAUUGAUGAAGGAGGCCCAGGGGCUAAACGUUUGGUUGAGAAUAGCGAGGAGCUUGACCAUGCUACCCAGUUUCUGCAUGAUAAUGGUGUUUUGCUGAACUACAAAGGUCGACUACUGAAGGAUCUCUAUUUUAUUGAUCCACAGUGGCUGUGUCGAAUGGCAUCUAAAGUAGUGGGUCUACAAGCAGCCAACCCUUGUGCCAAGAAUGGCAUCCUAAAUAUCAACAACUUACAGCAGCUGUUUCGGGGUAACGAGUUUCCUGCUCAUCUUCACAACGAAUACAUCGCGUUGCUGGAGAAAUUUGAAGUCGCCUUACGAAUUGACGGCGACCGGCUGCUUAUUCCAUCCAUCCUUCCUGUCAGUGCCAAUGAGGCUGUGUGUUUGUCUUGUGAGUCUUUGACCCUCUCUGAGUCAUUCGCUUCUUCAUCGUUUGAGUCAAUUUCCCAGAGUGGAGAAGUAAGACCACAAAGCUUUGUGGAGUCUCUAGACAAGACAGUUGAAGGUCAUCAGCCAGAACAACGGAAGAAUAGUCGUGUCACUUCUGGCAUUACAUUUGGUCGGCAACAAUCAAAAUUGUCAAACUCAAAUGCCUCAGGGAUGUCAUACAAUGUGUUGUCGUCUCCAGUUAAGAGGCUGCCUCGUAAGCUUUACCGGAUCUACGUAGUUCCAUUUCAUGUCAGUGGCUUUUGGCCUCGUCUAGUGUCUCGCAUAUUCACUGACAAAUCAAUUCAGCACACGAUGAAGAAACUGAUUGCAGACAGUGGUAUCAACGACGUCAACUCUGAUAUUAUUCAGUGGAGUUGCUGGCGGCAAGGAAUCAGUAUGAAAGUUUAUGGUGUCACCGUCUUGACUCUCGAAGGAUACCCCAUUAGUACUCUCCACCACCGAUGGAAUAAUAACAAGUCUGCUAGGGUCAUGUCGUUGGGCAAUAAUUCAAUUUCUAUCAAAAUAGAUGGGAAUGAUACGAAAAUUGACGGCGCCUGUUGCUUGGAAAUUGCUGUCUUUUCGUCUGCUCUCACCACACUGGUGAAGAAUCAGCAGCCAGCGACAUUUGCAAGAGAGUUUUCAAGAGAUCGAUCUCCAACAGCUGCAAGCCAGCUGCUCUCAGUCGAAAGCAUUAGAGUGACAACAGCACCAUUGCCUUUGAAGCGACAAGUUAGUCACGAGAGUCACUCAAGGCAACAAUUCGCACGCAUUCGAUCACAAGGAAGGAACCUCCAAAGACUUCAAUCACAAAACGAACGAAUAGCUAACAAAGACCUUUUGGCACGUAACCAGUGCUUCUCACAGAUGGCAGCUUUUCUUCUCAGUAAAGGAGCAUAUCAUGUUGACACGUUGCUGGGAGAUUGGUAUGAAGGGUUACAACCCGGUGCAUCGCACCAUUCCAACUCAACUGUGAGACGAAUUAUUCCCUGCCUCAACUGUGUAUCUGAUGUAAACAAGGAGCCUGUGUUUGACCCAAUGUCGAACGUUGUCUCGUCUGAUAGAAAGAAGAAAUUUGUACACAGUGAACGAAUUGGGAAUAGACGUGACAAAAACCUUGUAACCAUUGGUAGUCAAGUGAGCGUUGACAAUUGUCCAUCAUAUCGUUUCCAGAAGGAGAAAUCAAACACUUUUGAUGGGGAAACUAACUGGCAAAUUAUUGAGAUGCCUAAAGCUCAUUCAAGCUUUGAAAUUUCAGGAUUAGCCCAAAACAUGAGCGAUAGCUCAUGCAAUAUUAACUAUGUUUCUCUUUCGGCGUGCAUUUCUCACGUUUAUUUGGAGCAGCUGGCACCAGGUUCUCCUCAAUUGCCACAGCUCUGCCCUAGUCACGCCGAAGCAACGGUUGACUUGCUAGCACCUGAUGUUAUAUUUCAAGACUUGCCGUAUUCCCUGCGAGUUGAUAAGUCGUUGGUUGUGCAGGGCAAGCAGUUGGGUAAGGGUGGAUACGGUAAUGUAUUUCAGGGUUACAUGACGACGACGACAAAAAGCAAGCGACGUGACAGUCAUGACCUACGAGACGACAUUGCAAUUAAAACAUUUGACGAAGCUUUGAAAGACCGGCUCAGCAACGAAACGGAUGCCGAGAAAGCGACUCAACUAUACAACAUUGUUCGCGCUGAAAUAUCCGUCAUGUUGACUCUUCAUCACCCGAACGUGCUGCCUCUCUACGGCCUGUGCAUCAACCCACUGUGGAUGCUCACUCGUUAUGCACCAGGUGGCGACCUCAAGAACAUCACAGACGAAUAUCGUCAGUCAAAUUGCCAGAUAUUGCCGUACACUUUACGAGAGGUUCUUCGGCAGGUUGCAAGUGGCAUGCAGCACGUUCACCAGCAGAACAUCAUCUAUCGCGAUUUGAGGGUUGAUAACGUUCUGGUGUGGAAGUUUCCUCAGCCAGGUUGUGAUCAACCCAACCAAGUGCACGUGAAGGUUGCCGAUUACGGCAUUAGUCGAUUCAUUUCGUCGUUUGGUAUCAGACCAGGGAAGCUGGAAGGAAACCCAAACUACUUGGCACCUGAGAUUGUGCAACAUGCAGGACGAGAAGCGUAUUCUGUUGAGGCUGAUAUCUUUACAUACGGAUUGUUGAUCUACGAACUCUUAACUCUUGAAAAACCAUUUCAAGAUGUCAGUGCUGGUGUUAGUUUGAGAUACUUGAAAGGCAAAAGACCAAAAGUCUCAGUCAAAUACCGUCGAAAUUUUUUCACAGUUCACACAUUGAUGUGGUGGUGUUGGACACAAGAUCCAGCCCAACGACCUGAUUUCACUCAGGUGCUGCGAGUCUUGCAAUCAGAACUCUUUCUUCGACUCGUUCAUCACGUACGAGUCACUAAGAAGCUGACAAUCAUGACUGGGUGUAUAGCACCACGUCAGAUAAGCGAGGAGGAGGAGGACAUUUUGUUUUCUAGUGAUGAUCAACGCUAUUUGGAGGUUUGGCUGAGCAAUUCAAUUGGUCAGAUUAGCAUUGUGGAAUGUUUCAACAAGACAACUAAAGUUGAAGUUGCUUUGAAAUGCCCGUCUCGCGGCCAAGCAAUGUGCUGCGUGCAAAGCACAAUGUGGGUGGGCACUGAGAAACACGGACUGUUUGUCUACUCCAUAAAAUCACGCACACUACUACAACAGUGGCCAAUUACAUGUAACGAAGAAUUCGAUUCGAAUCCAUUUGCUGACCAGAAGAAAUUCCAAACUUGUCAAGCCAUUUUGGCAAUCAUUCAUAUCAAGGAUCUUGGGUGUGUCCUCGUAGCACAGGAUGACGGCACGCUGGUUGUAUUUCGCGAUGUCAUCAAUCACAGUUCUGAUCGUAGGACUUCAAGUAAUUUAUCAUUGUCACCCGUGUCUCAUUGCUCUCUUAGACUACGACUUGUAAUGCAACAUGAUUUGGGUGUUACAAUUGGACCAGUUCACUGUAUGGUCGCUAUACCUCAAGGAGAUGGAUUGAUUGAGGUGUGGGCUGGUCUUCAAAGCGGUCAAAUGGCAAUCCUAGAUAGUCAACGUCUGGUGGCUGGUGGAUCAUCACAAGAUGUCGUGAAGGGAACACUGAACACGAGAGACGAGGAAAAGCGAUCGGGUGAUUUUGUGAAAUGUUUGGUUACGAGUGAAUGUCAACGUGGCGACAACAUCGAUCAACAUAACAGGUACGUGUGGUGCUCGUCGCAUGGCAGUCGGUUUGUAUAUCAGUGGAAUGCGUCAACACAACAGAAAGUGGAACAAAUUGACUGUCACUCUAUUCUCAAAGAGACAACCUCAAGCACUAGAGACAGCAGAGUAACAUCCAUGCUCAUCCAUGCUGGCUGCUUGUUCAUUGGCACUGGUGGUGGCCACGUAAUCAUUGUCGACAUUCCUGUUAUGCGGACGCUUGCUACAAUGUUGCCUCAUGCAAGAGCCGUUCGUUGCUUGAUUCCUUUCGAACCUGACUUGCGACAGAGAGUGUCAUACCUUCUCAGUGCUGAGUACAGUUACAAACGGGAUGAGACAGCAACAUUAAUUGAAGCGGAUUCCGCAUCAGAAUACUCAACAUUAGACUUAACAAGCUGCCCAUUCAAAAACAAGAUCAGUCGAGCGGCUGUUCUCAGCUGCGGUUCAGGUCUCUUUGGUUUGGUUGACCAAGACCAGUCACGCUACCCAGAAUUGAUACCGGUAGACGAAGAUGAAGGCCACAUGUUAAUGUGGCUUGCAGACAAGUGGGGAUCCCCAGGUGUAUGAUAUUACUUAUGUAUGACGUCAUUUUUGAUAUUGUAUGACGUAAUUUUUAUGAUGUCAUUGUAUAACGUCAUCAAUAUCAUUGAUGAUAUCACUUGUGUGGUGUGAUUUGGGAUAUUA